AAGUGAGGAAUGUGAUAUGUCAAGCGGUGACGUUGGGACAACUAAAUUUUGAAGGUUAUCAGGUGAUAGAAAAAUUGGGAAUUUUAACACUGAAAGAGAUCAACCGAAGCAGUGUAAUUUAUUGAUGCGGUAGGUCGCUGUUUGACCGCCGUUUCUCCGUAUUCUUUUGGGCCGUUGCGUCUCAUCGUGACGAUAGGUUCUCGUGUAAAUAAUCGAAGUUUAUAGAGCGAAGCAAAGGUUAGGUGCAAUUUAUAGUAAUACAAUGGCUCUAGGCACAAUAUUACAGAAAGCCAUAGACCUGGUUACCAAAGCAACGGAAGAAGAUCGUAACAAAAAUUAUGAAGAAGCACUUAGGUUGUACGAGCAUGCAGUUGAAUAUUUUCUACACUCUAUUAAAUACGAAGCACAAGGAGACAGAGCCAAAGAAAGCAUAAGAGCAAAAUGUACACAAUACUUAGAGAGAGCUGAAAAGCUAAAAGCUUAUUUAAAGAAGAGUAAAAAGAAACCUGUAAAGGCAGGCGAAGAUAAUUCUAAAAUUGAGGAUAAGAAAAGUGAUAGCGGAGAUAGCGACACCGACAGCGAUCCUGAAAAGAAAAAACUUCAAAGCAAAUUGGAAGGAGCAAUAAUUAUUGAAAAGCCAGAUGUCAAAUGGAGCGAUGUUGCUGGUCUUGAUGGAGCCAAGGAAGCUUUAAAAGAGGCUGUUAUUUUACCAAUACGUUUCCCUCACCUCUUUACCGGAAAACGAAUUCCAUGGAAGGGUAUUUUGCUGUUUGGGCCACCGGGUACUGGAAAAUCCUAUCUAGCAAAGGCUGUUGCGACAGAAGCCAAUAACUCGACAUUCUUCUCCGUGUCAUCCUCUGACCUGGUGAGCAAGUGGCUCGGAGAGUCUGAGAAGCUUGUGAAAAAUUUGUUCGAACUAGCUCGUCAACAUAAACCUAGCAUUAUAUUUAUCGAUGAGGUUGAUUCGCUGUGCUCAUCACGUUCUGACAAUGAGUCAGAAUCUGCAAGAAGAAUAAAAACAGAAUUUUUAGUUCAAAUGCAAGGUGUUGGAUCAGAUAAUGAUGGUAUAUUAGUGCUAGGAGCUACCAAUAUACCAUGGGUUUUGGAUUCUGCUAUCAGAAGAAGAUUUGAAAAAAGGAUUUACAUUCCUCUGCCUGAUGAACAAGCUCGCGUUAUCAUGUUCAAACUUCAUUUAGGAAGUACUUCUCACUGUCUAGUAGAUAAAGAUUUCAAGAGAUUAGCAUCGGCUACUGAUGGAUACUCGGGGGCUGAUAUAAGUAUUAUUGUGCGAGAUGCACUUAUGCAGCCAGUUAGACAAGUCCAAACCGCAACACAUUUUAAACGCGUAAAAGGACCAUCGCCGAAAGAUCCUUCCGUCAUCGUGGACGAUUUACUUACGCCGUGUUCACCCGGAGACCCAGCUGCCAUCGAAAUGAAUUGGAUGGAAGUUGAAGGUGACAAAUUGUACGAACCACCUGUAACUAUGAAAGAUAUGUUGAAGUCAUUGGCAACCACGCGUCCUACGGUGAAUGAGGAAGACAUGACCAAGUUGGAAAAAUUCAAAGAAGAUUUUGGUCAAGAAGGUUGAUACUUGGACUUUUUUAAGGAAGUAAAUCAAUGUACACUUCCAAAAGUAUGUUUCAGUUACACGCGCUUGCCUUAUAUCUUAUUUGAUUACCGUCACUUCUAUACAGUAUUUAUACGAAAACAAUUGGAACUUAGGUUCUUGUUUCCCUUUUCCUCUUCCUCUCUUUUUUUUUUCUCUUUUAACACUUAAUAUGCAACAAUAUUAUAAGCUUGACGCUUAAUCACAAAUACUAUUUAUCAAAGUAAAUAUAAAAA
Colletes gigas is the source of this 1842-nucleotide messenger RNA. It is a transcript of the gene Vps4, whose product is annotated as vacuolar protein sorting-associated protein 4. The transcript is spliced from 6 exons. NCBI's taxonomy places the organism in Eukaryota, Metazoa, Arthropoda, Insecta, Hymenoptera, Colletidae. The coding region runs from base 263 to 1588 and encodes 441 amino acids. Gene Ontology annotation, molecular function: ATP binding; ATP hydrolysis activity. Gene Ontology annotation, biological process: vacuole organization; endosomal transport. The record is from RefSeq and is a predicted model, not a curated record.